Messenger RNA from Monosiga brevicollis MX1, 2616 nucleotides. RefSeq lists its product as uncharacterized. Gene Ontology annotation, cellular component: Golgi membrane. The transcript has 29 exons. Gene Ontology annotation, biological process: protein retention in ER lumen; retrograde vesicle-mediated transport, Golgi to endoplasmic reticulum. The coding region runs from base 295 to 2616 and encodes 773 amino acids. The record is from RefSeq and is a predicted model, not a curated record. NCBI's taxonomy places the organism in Eukaryota, Choanoflagellata, Craspedida, Salpingoecidae.
UGCCCACCAGCAGCAGUACCGAUGCGACGGCAGCCGCCGGGGACAAGGCCCCGAGCUUUGCCACCAAGCUCAUCAAUACGAUUAGUAACCGCCAUCAACAAUUCCUGGACUUGAGCACGCCCCAUGUUACCCCGCGAUGGGUGGCCACUUGUGUCCUCUUUGUUCUUUUUGGCCUCCGCAUCGUCUUUCUGCAGGGCUGGUACAUUGUGGCGUAUGCCCUUGGCAUUUACCUGCUGAAUCUCUUCAUUGCCUUCUUGACCCCGAAAUUCGAGCCGGUGGUGGCCGACACUGACGAUGAGGGCGAGGGACGAGGAGUUUCGUCCGUUUAUGCGCCGGCUCCCCGAAUUCAAGUUCUGGCUGUCGGGUACACGAGCAAUUCUGCUGGCAUUUGUCGCCACCUUUUUCAAGGCCUUUGAUGUUCCCGUGUUCUGGCCCAUCCUCGUCAUGUACUUUUUCAUUCUCUUCUUCAUCUCCAUGAAGAAACAGAUUGCGCACAUGAUCAAGUACAAGUACAUUCCCUUCUCAUUUGGCAAGCCUCAACAUACCGGCAAGGUGGUGCUCAUAUGUUCUUGUCAUCCCUCAGUCGGCCAAGUAAACACGAUGAUGUACACGGCGGGCGCAGCGCGCCAGCAGGGAAUUUUGGUGCCAGCACCCGUGCCUGUGGCAGAAAGUGGCUUGGUUGAGGCGUUUGAGAUUGGGAUCGAGGAUGCCUUUGCGUUGCGGCGGCACGGAACGCUUUGUAAGCCUGUAGCUUUGACUGCCAAGGCCCUGGCCACCUGCCGUGCAGGUUUGCAAGACAUUUUAUCCAGCUCUGCCGUCAAGGCAGGAGCCUUGCACCCAGAAUGGCUCAUGUCUCCACACCAGCUUGGCAGUGCGCCGCUGAAAGAGGCCAUCUGGUCUGUGGCCUCUCAUCCCGCUCUAGUUUGGCUGGUGCAGGAAGCGCUGGAUACGUCGGAACCUGUUGUCCUGUUCUCCACCCAAUACGCCUUCAAGCCGGCCCACGGCGGGCGUGAAGUGCCAUGGCAUCAAGAUGGCGAGCGCAGCAUCACCGUGUGGAUUGCUCUGGACGACAUUGGACUAGACAGUGGCGGCCUACGCGUCGUGCCCGGCUGGCACACCAAGGGGCGGGCUCGCUUCCGCCGGGUGGAGACAGAGGAAGAUGUCGAGCAGGCCCAAUUUUUUCACAAACACCACUUGUUUCAGAUGGAACCCGGCAUCUCUUUUCGCCGCUUCGAGCGGAGCCAGGAGGCCGUGAUCUUACCGCCCGGGGGUCUUGAGCUGCACCACUCGUGUACGCCGCACGCCUCGCGCCCCAACACCUCGUCAAAGGACCGCGGUGCUCUAAUUCUUCGCUUCCAGCACCUGUCUGAGCCCGUCGUUGGUGGGCCGAUCAUGGAUUGGCAAACCGGUUCCACCGUGGGCAAGUUGAACUACGAGCUCCCCCUGGCCGUCUCUACCUCAUCGGGCUUUGGCUUUGUCUUGAAACGGUAUUUCUCUCUCUCUCUCUCUCUCUCUCUCUCUCUCUCUCUCUCUCUCUCUCUCUCUCUCGUUUUUGCGUGCGCGCGCUGGAACGGCAGCGCCGUGUUGAGGCUCGGCUUGAAAGUCGCCAUGCCUCGCAAGUCGCGUGGUAAGAAGGCAAACGCCUCUGAUGACGAUGAUGACGAUGACUUUGUCGACGCGCUGGCCAUGGAUAGCGACGCUGUGAAUGUAGAGGAUUUCAAGGACGAUGGUGCCAGUGACAACAAGCGAUCAAACAAGCGACGGGGCAACAAGGAUCAAGCCCUUGCCGAAGCCGAGCAAUCCGAUCUGGAGCGUGCCCUGCAGCUCUCGAUGCAGGAUGUGGGGCCAGGACAACAGGGGGAUGACUUGACCGCCUCAGCAGCUGCUAAUCCAGCCUCUGCCGAAUCAGAGCCUGCGGGUGAAGCCCCGUCCACACCUGCUCAGCUGACCCCCGAGGAGGCUCUGUCUCCACCCAGCGGCCGGGCCUCGGGCCGACGCCGCGCCACGGCCAAACGCAAGUCGUACGCCGAAGUGGACGAGGAUGACGACGAGGAGGAUGGUGCCGAUGACGACGAUGAUUUUGAUGUUGGCGGCUCUGAUUUCGAGCCGGACGAGGAGGACCAAAGCGAGGAUGAGGAUUCGGCCAACUCGGACGCGGACGAGGACUUUGUCGUCUCGCCCAAGAAGAAGGGUGGCAAGAAGGCUCCAGCCAAAAACACGAAAAAGGGCAAAGCGACACCAGCAGCCAAACCUGCAGCCAAGGCCAGCCCGAAAGCCAAGAAAGCCAAGGCUGCCGCCCCGGCAAAACCUGUGGCCGCCCCUAAAGCCGCACCAAAGGCCAAAACAACUGCAGCCUCCAAAAAGACGACCUCCACACCGACACCUGCGCCAGCUGCCACUAGCACAGCCGACUCGCCCGGCACAACGCGCCCAGCCGCCUCGACGGCCACGCGUCGACCCUUGGGUGGAGCACGCCGACCGGCCACGGGCGGAUUGAGCACAACGCCCAAACUGGGUGGUGUCAAGCUGCCAACCGGUGCGCUGGUGGCGCGUCGCCGCGUUGGUCUUUCGCGUAAUCGACCGGGCCUUAAACUGCACUCUGUGGCAUCCUCCUAG